This is a messenger RNA of Entamoeba histolytica HM-1:IMSS, 3054 nucleotides long. RefSeq names its product glutamic acid-rich protein precursor, putative. NCBI's taxonomy places the organism in Eukaryota, Evosea, Mastigamoebida, Endamoebidae. Gene Ontology annotation, biological process: intracellular transport. Gene Ontology annotation, molecular function: GTPase activator activity. Gene Ontology annotation, cellular component: cytoplasm; nuclear pore. Bases 1 to 3054 code for a protein of 1017 amino acids. The transcript has a single exon. The record is from RefSeq and is a predicted model, not a curated record.
AUGGGUUGGCUUAAAGAAGUGAACAAGGAGCAAGCGGUUAUUCAUGGCGAGGAUGCUCUAACUGACUGUCAAGACAGUGGAACAACAACGGAAAAACAUGUCGUGCCAACAAAUCUUCAAAACAAAGAAGUUGAGAAAGAAGCUACUCACACGACACCACAGUCUGUCAUAGAAAUUAAACAGGAAAAUGAUAUAAAAGAAGAUAAAAAAGAAAAUGAUAUAAAAGAAGAUAAAAAAGAAAAUGAUAUAAAAGAAGAUAAAAAAGAAAAUGAUAUAAAAGACGAAGAAAGACAAGAAGAGUUAAUUGAAAACAUCGCAAAUUAUUAUGGAGAAGAAAGUAAAAUUCAGAAUUAUAUACGAGCAAAUGAGAUAGAAAAAAGGAGAAGAGUAGUUGAGUUAGGAAAAGAAAAAGAAGAAGAAAUAGCAAUGCUAAUUGGAGGAAUUAGUGAUGAUGUGAAACAAAUUGAAAUCAUUUCAAGAGAAAUAAUAGACAAGUGUAAGAAAGAAAAAGACAAACGAGAAGGGAUUAUUAUGAAAAUAAUAGAAAGUAUGAUAAGGAAUGAAGUUGUUGUCACAACGAAUCCAAAUAGAGUUCAUGUUUAUGGUGAGAUAAUAGGAAAUAUAUGUUUUGAAUGGAAAGAAUAUCGGGAUAAAAUUAUAACGAAAAUAAGAAGUAUAAGUCCAGUAUUUAAUUCAGUUUAUCCAAAAAGAAGCGAUAAGAAGGAGUAUGAAAUGAUAAUGAAAUAUAAAAGAAAUGAAAGUGAUGAAAAGUAUUUUAACCGAAUAAGACAUAGUUUUAAAAUAUUAACAGGAAUUUUAAUGAGUGAAGUAGGUGAUCAAACAAUAUUACUUGAUAUUGUGAUGAAUGGAAUGUAUAUGCAAUAUGAUAAUAAAGAAGUUUGUUUGGGAACAGUUGGAGAUUUAAUUGGAAGUAUGGUUGAAAUUAUGCUUGAUGAGUGUGGGGACAAACUAAAACAUACACAAUACAUGACUCGUAUCAUUCAAACGAUUAAAGAGUAUUUACCUAUUGCUCAAAGACAUUGGGAAGGAAAAGGACCUCAAGGGGAUUAUGUCAUGAGAAAAAUUAAAGUCCUUCUCCAACGAUAUGAGAAGAACCUUCCGUUCAACAAGAAAGUUGUUGAAUAUCAAAAUGAACUUGCUGCUUACAAAAAACAAAUAGGUUUAGAAGCUUGUGUUUGGGAAAAUACUACUCAAAUUAAAGUUCUUGAAUCUAACGAGAUUCUCAGUAAAGACAAUAGCACCACACAUGGGAUUGAAGAAAAACACAGUAAAAAUACAGUUAAUCAAGAAGAAAGUGAUAAAGAAGAGUAUAAUAAAGAAGAAAAUCCAGAGAAUAAAGAAGAGGAGAAUAAAGAAGAAAAUCCAGAAAAGAAAGAAGAGGAGAAUAAAGACAGUGCUAACACAAAAGAGAAUAAAGAAGAAGAGAAGGACAAAGAAGAAGAAAAAAGAAAAUUACUUGAAGAAGAUCCAGAAGCUGAAGCUGAUAUUUAUUUUAAACCAAUCAUUGAACUAAAAGAAGUUGAACAAAAAGAAAUGGAAGAAGAAAUUGUUUUUAAAGAAAGAGGAAUAUGUGUUAGAUAUGAUACUGUAAAUGAAGAGUUUAAAGAGCGAGGAAGAGGAGAGAUUGAGAUAUUAAAACAUCCCACAACUAAAUUAUCUCGUGUGAUUCUUAUUCGUGAUCAAAUCUUCAAACUUGCAUGUGAUCAUUACAUUCUGCCAUACAUCAAAAUCAAAGAAUUUCCAAAUAACCGAAGAGCAAUCAUAUAUUCUGUUUAUGAAGAUUAUGCACAAGAUGAAGGAAAGAAUACCAUUACAUUUGGUAUGUGUUUCAACACGGAAGAAAUUAAAGAACGAUUUAUCAAAACAUUCAAAGAACUUCAAGAAGAAACACAACAGAUAGUAAAGAAUAAAGAAGAACAACAAGAAGAGGAGAAUAAAGACAGUGCUAAUACAAAAGAGAAUAAAGAAGAAAAAACAGAAAAGAAAGAAGAAAAAACAGAAAAGAAAGAAGAAGAAAAGAAGAAAGUAAAUGUAGAAGAAAAAGGAGAUGAUGAAGAAAGAAAUAGGAAAAUAUUUAAUUAUCAAGAAUUUGACAUUUUUGGAGGUAAAAAUCCAUAUGACAACAUGACAACACGACAAGAAAUCAAAAUAAACAAAGGAAAUGAUAUAAGAAAAGAAGAAAGUGAACGUAUAAAAGAAAAUACAGAAAAUGUGGAAAUUAAAGAAAAUACAGAAAAGAAAGAAGAAGAAUAUAAAGAAAACACCGAAUUUAAAGCAUUUGAUUUUUCAAAUAUUCUUAAUAAAAAAACAGAUAACAAUAUGGCAAGGAUAAACACACAAGCAGAAGCAACAUACAACAAAAUAGAAGAGAUAAACAUAAAGAAUGAAUCAGAAACCCAAGAAAAGUCACAAUCAAUGAAUAUACAAGAAUAUGACACCCCACAACCUCACAAUAACACUGAACAGAAAACCACAGAAACACCAGAAACUUAUAAUUUUAGUCAUGAACAACCAACCACUCUUACCCAAAAUGAAAAUCAUGAAAUAACGAAAGAAGAAGAAAAAAGAAAAUUACUUGAAGAAGAUCCAGAAGCUGAAGCUGAUAUUUAUUUUAAACCAAUCAUUGAAUUGAAAGAAGUUGAACAAAAAGAAAUGGAAGAAGAAAUUGUUUUUAAAGAGAGAGGAAUAUGCGUUAGAUAUGAUACUGUAAAUGAAGAGUUUAAAGAGCGAGGAAGAGGAGAGAUUGAGAUAUUAAAACAUCCCACAACUAAAUUAUCUCGUGUGAUUCUUAUUCGUGAUCAAAUCUUCAAACUUGCAUGUGAUCAUUACAUUCUGCCAUACAUCAAAAUCAAAGAAUUUCCAAAUAACCGAAGAGCAAUCAUAUAUUCUGUUUAUGAAGAUUAUGCACAAGAUGAAGGAAAGAAUACCAUUACAUUUGGUAUGUGUUUCAACACGGAAGAAAUUAAAGAACGAUUUAUCAAAACAUUCAAAGAACUUCAAGAAGAAACACAACAGAUAGUAAACAAGAAAUAA